Messenger RNA from Bradysia coprophila, 3364 nucleotides. RefSeq lists its product as uncharacterized. NCBI's taxonomy places the organism in Eukaryota, Metazoa, Arthropoda, Insecta, Diptera, Sciaridae. The record is from RefSeq and is a predicted model, not a curated record.
AAACAUUAAAACAUUCAGAACAGCAGGUCGGUGUCUUUGUUGUUAUUCACAGUCAGUGUUUUAUGUCCUGCUUAAAAAUUCUAUUUUGAUACUAUUUUGUGAAGAAAAACAAAAUGACAACAGUGAAUCCUGUGUCCUCCCAAAACCCGGAAACGUCGCGCAAGCCGUUUAACGAAUUCCACUUCAAGGUUCUCAACAGUUUCAAUCUUGAUGAAUUUAAAAAAUUCACCAAUUUUCCGCAACUGCUAGCAGAAACAAUCAAGAAGACAUUAGGCUCUGCGCCUGAUCGUUUCAGUUUCGAAAGUCGGAUCGGACAUCAUUUUAGAAGAAGUAUUUCAAACGAAGACAAGUGGCGCCUCGGUCUAUUCAAUGGUUUGAAAUUGACCGAUGAAUUUUAUGGGAGUGACACCGCCAAACGGAUAUUCAAAAAAAGUUACGGAGUAAGGAGUUGUGCAGUGCGCGUAGUUCGAUUACCAGCGGAAUCCCAAAGUUCUGCUGAUUUGGAAGAGCGGCUCGAAUUGUCCUCAGAUGUCGACGAAGAAAAUGUUGCCGCCAAGAUCGAUCUGACAAUGUCCGAUGAAUCAUCACCUAAUAUCAUCGAUCCACGGAAUAUGCGAGUCAAAUAUCCUCGAAAGCAAACGCAGCCCAAAAAAUCGUCGCCAAUAUCAGGCAUUGAUACCUACAUAUCUCCGGCCAAAUCUGUUGAGAGAAUACCUAUGCCACAUUCGAUGGUAGGAUUCGACGACGAAACUUUCGUUGCUUCAUCUGAACCCGCAACAACAUCGUCAAAACGUAUCUCGAUAAUCUCAAAUGUUGUACUGGUUCCACCUACGCCAUUCAGAGAUGAAACGAGUCGACGACAACCCGAUCGCCGUUUACAUUCGUCCGGUCGUCGAGUGUUCAAACAGGAAAUCGGUCCUAAAUCAAAGGAUCAUCAACGGAAAGUUAUAUAUGUUGAGGACGAAACGGAGAUGAUGCCAGUAGAAGAUGCUAUCAAGGAGAAACCAAAACCCAAAAUUGGACCAAAGUCAAAAUUGAUGCCAACAUAUCAGACAACACAAGACUUACUACAAGAUCUCACGGAUACUAAUCCACUGCCAACUUUAACAAUUGAUGAGUCACUCACAAAGGAAACUGCAGCACCACCAGAGUCUUCAUCGAAGGUUACUACCCCGGCAACAAAGCCUCGUAUCGGACCCAAGUGCGUGCUGCUAAAUCGAAAGCAGUUACAGCUUCCGCCAAAGGAAUUGUUGGAGAAAUCCGUGCAUACUAGCUCAUCUAUCGAACCGGCAGUACAAAAAUCAUCGAAUGUUGUCUUCGCGAUGCCGAAACCGAAAGCUGGUCCAAAGUCUCGAACACGUCAACUUAAAAGUUCAUCGGUAGACUCGAAUCGGAAUGCAACAAAAGUGACAAAUCCACCGAAAAUGGUAACAAUUACCGAGCCAGAGCCAUUACAAACUGCAGUUACCGCUCAUCAGUCACCGCAAAGCGAUCAUUCAUCAAAAAGUCCAACGGUCGAUGAACAUUCCAGCAACAAAACGGAUAAAGCGUCGCUACGGCGAUCGCAGAUGGUCGCAAAAUGGACGGAAAAUAUGGAUACCAGCGAGAUACCAUUCCAGUCAUGCCAUGUGCAAACUCACGAAAAUACUUCAUUGGUCAAAUGUCGUACUACAAGCAGCGAAACGCCGACGCAACCUAGUGAUUCACUAGAACUCAGUGAUAUAAAUCGGUCGAUCGAACGGGCUCAACAAUAUCUGCCGAAAUAUUUUGCCACAACAGAUCGAAAUGUUCGGUCGAUCAAACAUUUCUGGAAUGACUUCCUCAAAUCCGAAUUUCAAGAGGAAAGCAGUGAAGCCGAAACGCAGCUGAUUGCCACCCCGGACGAUGUUGAAUUGGAAGUCCAGUCACAGGCUGUUCUUCAUCCAAAUCAAAUUGAUGACAAUGCAGAAGAAACACGGAUGGAACCACAGAUUGAUCACACAGACGAGGAAAAUGUAGAUGAAGUACGGAUGGAGCCACAAUCAUCGGAUGAUGAGAUGAAUGUGGAAAAUGUGAGCAGUAUAAAAGUUGAGCCACAGUCACCACAGGUUGCUCAGAUAGAUGUGAAAAAUGUGAGUUAUAUACCAAUAGAAGCGCCAGCAUCAGUGGUUGAUCCACAUCUGGUUCGAUGUGCGGAACACUCAGAUGUCCAACAGGAAACGAAAAUUAAAGUUGAAUUAGUCGAAUGCGAUCCCAACGAAACAUAUUCGAGUGAUGUGCAGAUCAUCGAAAUACCACCAGAAGAAAUUAUUGAAAUUUUGGGCGAUGAGACCCAACAAUUAUUUGAUCAAUUGCAAGUGGACAGACGCGAUUCUGAGGAGUUGGUAUUGCCUAUCGUUAUACCGCUGCGAACCAGUAAUACGAUGUCGUCAGUAGCUAGCAGCUCGAAAGGAUUUCUGACGUCACUACCAGUCAUAGCAAGCAAAAAGCGAAACUAUCAACCAUUGGAUAUCGUUGUCGAACCAGUACAAAAACAUCCACCCUUGGAUUUACUUGCUUUCUCCCAGCAGCACCUAACGCCUCCUUCAUAUGAGAACUAUCAAAUCGAAGAAUGCACCAUGUCUGAGUCGCAACACCAGCGGUACGCACUUUUAAACGAUGAAAACUCAAUUUUUUUGUCAUCACAAUUAGAACAUUAUGCAUUCAACACAGGCAAGACUCCUGAUCCUAAAUCGGUCGCAGUACAAAUCGACUGCACUUCACAACCAUUAGCUUUAAAACGAUUAUCUCAAGGUGCACUGGAUCGACAACCAAACAAACGGAGGCGAUGUGAUGAAGUCGUAAAACGCGAACUUAACUGGAAAAUCAUGGACAUAAGAACGAUAGCGUUUAAGCCACUGGGGAAUAAUACUUUUCAUUUGGAAUUUCAAUUGCGUAACAACUAUGACACAUUCCACAUUCAAGACGAACCGUCGAUCAAACGAAUUCUACAUUUAAGCAACAAUGAAUGGAAACAUAUCGUUAGAAUUUUGUCGGCUCUACGGAACGGAUACCGAUAUGAUUCUGCGAUAGCUGCACGAACAUCUGAUCUGCCAAGCAGAGUGAUGAACUGUUUCGUCCAAUCCAUUCCGAUAUUCGUUCGGUCAAACAUUCAAUUUAAAGACUUCAUGGGACAUUGUCUGGAGGUGUCUGAACAGCAACCGUUGCGAAACGAGUGUGUUGAUGCUGCUGUCAAUCCGCUUAUUUUAAGAAAAAUGGGUGAAUUGAAGAGAAAAUUGGAUAAAGGCGGUUGAUAUUGUUCGUUUGGUCCAUGUAUCGAUAAUGAAGUAAAAAUAUUUUUGUUUUUGAAAAAUAAAAAUUUAAAAUCAAAUCGAGAAAGAAAUUC